AAUUUUGCAGGCAGCAACGGACGCCAGCUGAGCAACUCGCAACAAACUGUGGGCGCUGCCACUACCAACGCCGCCGCCCAAAUGCCGCAUUUUCUAUCCCGUGGGCACACUUAUCGCGCCGUUGUGGGCGACACGCUGGUGCUGCCCUGCCAGGUGGAGAAUCUAGGCAACUUUGUUUUGUUGUGGCGUCGUGGCACAAAUGUGCUCACUGCCUCCAACAUUAUGGUGACAAGGGAUGAGCGCGUAAGACUGAUAGAUGGCUAUAACUUAGAGAUAUCCGAUUUGGAGCCACAGGAUGCUGGAGAUUAUGUAUGUCAAAUCAGUGACAAAAUAAAUCGUGACCAAGUGCACACUGUCGAAAUAUUAGUGCCCCCUAGCGUACGCGCUAUACCAACUUCAGGACAAUUGCAGGCACGCAAGGGUGGACCCAUUACAUUGGAAUGCAAAGGCUCUGGCAAUCCUGUGCCCUCCAUUUACUGGACUAAAAAGAGCGGCGCCAACAAGUCAACCUCACGCAUUGGCGAUGGUCCCAUACUAACGCUGGAUAAGCUGGAGCGUCAGCAGGCGGGAGUCUAUCAAUGUACCGCCGACAAUGGCGUUGGUGAGCCUGUUACCGUCGAUAUGCGCUUGGAUGUGCUUUAUCCGCCGGACAUACAAGUGGAAAAGUCUUGGAUACACUCGGGCGAAGGUUUUGAGGCUAAGCUGGUUUGCAUUGUUUAUGCCGAUCCCGUUGCAACGGUGUCCUGGUACCAAAACUCAUUUCCCAUACAAACCACCGACAGGCGCAUUAUGAACACUCGAGCCAAUCGUCAUACGCUCACCAUACGUCAUAUACAGCAGGAAGACUUUGGCAACUAUAGCUGCGUGGCGGACAAUUCGCUGGGACGUUCACGCAAGUACAUGGAAUUGUCGGGCCGACCAGGGCCAGCUGAAUUCUAUUCACCCAAAUGGGGACGCUCCUCGGACAGCUAUAAUCUGACAUGGAAAAUCGACAGCUAUCCGCCGUUGGAGGAAGUGCGUCUGCUCUACAGACGUGUGCUGAUGAACGACACAUUUCAACAGCCUGGCAGAUGGCACGACUUUAUACUCACCCCCGAGCAUCGUCCCGCAUCGGAGCCACUCACACAUAUCAUGUCCUAUACCAUAAAGAAUCUGCAUCCAGGUGCUUACUACGAGGCGAUUGUGCAGGCUAAGAAUCGCUAUGGCUGGAAUGAGGUCAGCGAUAUAUUUCAAUUUAUUGUGGCUAGCAACAGCAUGGACAUUGCACCCGAGGACGCCGAAGUGGUUGCCAGCUCCAAAUCGCGCAGCAACAGCGGCGCUCUAAGCAUUCUGCAGCACGCCUUGCCACACAAUCUGCUGCUACGCGGCGCGCUAGUCAUAGCAUUUGCUCUAAGUAAUGGUCGCUGCGAUAGACUUUGGUUUAGCUUGGGGUAAGCGAGCACCUGCGACACCAACGCGCAUCAUUAAAAGCCAAAAAAAUAGAAACGAAGCAGCGCAAGUUGCUUGGGCAACAACAAAUCGAAGUCGAAGUCGAAGCGCAGACGUCGCACAGCUGCGCACAUAGUCUGGCCAUUAUGUUAGCUCACACAUACAUACUUACAAUUAUGUUUAGGUAACGCUAAUUUGAACUUCAGCCAUACUCAAAGCAAUCCAAAGGUUUUUACUCAGUCACUCUGCCAAGUUUUUAAACACAAUACAAACUGUAAAUAAUUUUUUCAUACGCUUUUAGUCUCCCCCCAGAAAUCACAUAAAAUAUGCAUUAAAUUAUAAAAAAUAUGAAGGCAAUUUACAGUUACGCGCAUGUAUUUAAAAGCAGCAGCAACUCGAACUCCAACUAGUCGAACUAGGUCAUGUAAAUAUGCAUUAGAUAUUUGAAUGUGAAUUACAUUUUAUUCAUAUACCAUAUAAACUAUAUAAAUGGCGCGUCGGUAAAUAUAAUAUGUAAAUUAAGCAUACAACAUAAAACUAGUGAUAUUAUUUAAUUUACACAACGUUAUUAUUAACACCACUGCAUAAUAUUAGUUGUAAAAAAAAUGAUUUCGCAUACGCCCCAUACACUACACAUAACUUACUUUUAUUUGUUGCAUAACUUAACUUGCAUUAGUUUGUAAGCGCACUGCAUAAAGCAAAAAAUUGAAACAGUAACAUAAAUUUUAAAAUGUAGUUUUCAAUGUAUGCGUAAAUUUAGCAACUAAGGCCAACAUGUUGAAACCACCACCAAAAACAAAAAAAACAAAUACGAAAUGAACUAAAAUUUAAAGAGAAAAACUCAUCAUAGCAACUACAUUACUAAAUAUAAAUUAAGCACACAUACAAACAUUAAAUAACUAACAUAACGAAAUAUGCAAGCAAGUCAACAAGCAAGUUGGCGUGUAUUUGUAAAUAACAAUAUAUAAAUGUUUAAGCCGUUUUGAGUGUUGCAUGCAUUUUUAUCAGCUUUUGCACCCAAAGAAAGAAAAAACAAACAACUCUGUGUAGGACUUCAAGCAGUUAUUAUUAGUCGUGUGUUUGUGUGUAUAUUAAAUAGCAAAAGAAAACUUUACAAUUUGCCAGCAUACUUAGCAGCAUACAGUUCAGCAAUACUGUAAAUAAAUUGUAUGCGCAGCACUCUACAUGUGGAUUAUUAAAUUAGCAACAAAUGCAAAUAUACAUGGAACACUUGAAAUUUUCUUUGUAACCAAAAGUGUUCGCAACAAAUAUAAAAACACAAAAUACACACACACAACUAAUAACUAAUUUGAUGCUAAUUGUAUGAAUAUUAUGCAGCAAAUGCAGCUCUUAGUCAUAAACAAUCUCUAUGUAAUCCAAAAAAAAAAAAAAGAAU
Messenger RNA from Drosophila busckii, 2824 nucleotides. RefSeq names its product protein CEPU-1. The record is from RefSeq and is a predicted model, not a curated record. The transcript is spliced from 9 exons. Gene Ontology annotation, biological process: homophilic cell-cell adhesion; synapse organization. The annotation marks the transcript as partial. Gene Ontology annotation, molecular function: protein binding; axon guidance receptor activity. Lineage: Eukaryota; Metazoa; Arthropoda; Insecta; Diptera; Drosophilidae. Gene Ontology annotation, cellular component: axon; neuronal cell body; plasma membrane.